Molecule: messenger RNA, 1410 nt
Organism: Thelazia callipaeda (thelaziosis nematode)
Lineage: Eukaryota; Metazoa; Nematoda; Chromadorea; Rhabditida; Thelaziidae
Source: the annotation of a GenBank genome assembly
ACCGUAGAUAGCAUUGACUCAUUUGUUCAUGACAUACAAAGUGGACAUUGGGAUACAGUACUUAAAAUUAUCCAGCCUUUAAAAUUACCUGCUAAAAAAUUGAUCGAUUUAUAUGAACAGAUUGUGGUUGAAUUAACAGAACUACGUGAAUUAAGUUCAGCUCGGCUUCUUCUUCGACAAACAGAUCCAAUGCAGUUGCUUAAAUCAACGGAACCAGAUAGAUAUGCCAGAUUAGACAAUCUUCUUGCUCGUUCUUACUUUGAUCCACGCGAAAUAUAUCCUGAUGGCAGUUCAAAAGAAAAAAGAAGGGCGGCAAUUGCACAGUCUCUGUCAGCUGAAGUUAAUGUUGUGCCACCAUCCAGGUUACUGGCAUUAUUAGCACAAGCACUAAAAUGGCAGCAACAUCAAGGAUUACUUCCACCUGGAACGCAGAUUGAUUUAUUCCGAGGAAAAGCAGCGAUACGUGAACAAGAAGAAGAGCGUUAUCCUACUCAAAUGGCUCGUCAAAUUAAAUUUGGUAAAACAAGCUUUCCACACUGUUCACAAUUUUCACCAGAUGGGCAGUAUUUAGUUACCGGAUCCGUAGAUGGCUUUAUUGAGGUUUGGAAUUACAUGAAUGGGAAAUUGCGAAAAGAUCUAAAAUAUCAAGCACAAGACAAUUUUAUGAUGAUGGACGGUUUGGUUUUAUGUUUAUGCUUCAGUCGUGAUUCUGAAAUGUUAGUUACAGCUAGCAUGGAUGGCAAAAUAAAGGUUUGGAAAGUACAAAAUGGACAGUGUCUGAGGCGUAUUGAAAAAGCGCACAGCAUGGGCAUUACUAGUGUUCAGUUUUCCAGAGACAACGCCCAUGUUUUGUCAGCAUCAUUUGAUAUGUUGGUGAGGAUUCAUGGAUUGAAGAGCGGAAAGAGCCUAAAAGAACUUCGAGGACAUUCAAAUUACGUAAAUGACGCUAAGUAUACCGAGGAUGGUCACAUGUGUAUAACUGCAUCAAGUGAUGGAACAGUACGAGUGUGGAAUUUGAAAACAUGUGAAUGUGUGAAUACCAUACGAGUAUCAGGUGAUACAGAUGUGAACAGCGUAAAUCCAAUUCCGAAAUCAGACAAUCAAUUCAUUAUCUGCAAUCGAUCAAAUACUAUUGUUAUUGUGAAUAUUAGGGGACAGAUUGUUAAAUCAAUGACUUCUGGUAAAACCGAAAAUGGCAAUUUCGUAGCGUGUACAUUAUCUCCACGAGGUGAAUGGGUCUAUUGUGUUGGAGAAGAUCACGUGCUUUAUUGUUUUUCACUCGUUACCGGAAAUCUGGAAAGUACACUGCCGCUGCAUGAUGAUCGAGUUAAUGGUUUAUGUCAUCAUCCACAUCAGAAUCUUAUUGCAUCAUAUGCUGAAGAUGGAUUGUUAAAGUUAUGGAAGCCGUAA